UUUUUUAGUGAGGACCAGAGGAGGAAAAUCUGACGGUGGUGAUUAUUCGCGAGUUCGGCCUCCUACACAAUCAAAUAGGAGAGCUGCUGUUGAAAAAAGGAGAAAGAGAAAUGAGGAAAGGCAGGCGCCUCAGGACGAGCAGCCCCAGGAUGAGCAGGCACAGCAAAAUCUUAUGUUUGAUGCAGAACAGGAUGAGCAGCCCCAUGAUGAGCAGCCUCAGCACGAUCAUGAGUUUUAUGAUGAAUAUGACCAGCAGCAGCAACAUUUUGAUGAUGAACAUGGUCAGCAGCACCAGCCUGAUGAACCCAUGUUUCCUGGAGGUCCUUAUGAUCUUUCUGUCCUUACAGAUUAUGAGCAUCAUAUUGCAAUUAAUGUGUGGAAUGGACAGGAAAGACGUGCCUUGAAAGUUGUUUCCAAUGGCAAAAAGCAAGACAAAUUUAUUGAUAUUAGAUAUCAUUUACCUGCUCAAAUAGAUCAUUGGAUUAAUAUAUCUGGAUUACGUCCUCUGAGAAGAUGUAGUUUGCAUAUGAUUGAUGGUAACAUGAUAUCUGCUUUUGCUGAGAGAUGGCACGCAGAGACUAGUUCAUUUCACCUGCCAUUCGGUGAAAUGACUAUUACUCUUGACGACGUCAGUGGUCUUUUGAGCAUCCCGUGUACUGGAGAGUUUUUCACACCUCUCGCAAAUGUCAAUGAAGAUUUGAAAAUUGCUGCUGUUGUUGAGUUGUUGGGGGUUACAUAUGAUGAAGCUGUCACUGAGACUAGGACCAAUAGAGGGGCCUCGUAUAGUUUUGAGUGGUUGAAAGAGGUAUUUUUUAAGAAACUUCAUGAACGAAUAUAUGACUGUGCAGCUAGGGCAUAUCUACUUCAUUUGGUAGGAUGUACCAUUCUUGCGGAUAAAAGUUUUACACUUGUAUCUGCAAAAUAUCUCUUUCUGUUUCAAGAUCUUGAUAGUUGUGGUAAAUGGGCAUGGGGACCGGCUGCACUUGUUGUGCUAUAUGACUAUCUUAGAGAUAGUACAUUGCCUGCAACCAAACAGAUUGGAGGAUAUUUGUCUUUAUUUCAGACUUGGAUUUAUGAACAUUUCCCUGAUAUUUGUAAACGGGAUAUGGAUGAACAUAUUUCUUCGAUGCCACAGAUGUUUCGUUGGAUUGCAAAACAAACAUCUGAGAAUGUUGCAUAUUACAGGGCAAAGUUGGAUGCUUUGAGGGAUACGGAUAUUAUCUGA
Molecule: messenger RNA, 1225 nt
Organism: Cicer arietinum (chickpea)
Lineage: Eukaryota; Viridiplantae; Streptophyta; Magnoliopsida; Fabales; Fabaceae
Source: RefSeq, a predicted model, not a curated record